Molecule: messenger RNA, 1625 nt
Organism: Daphnia carinata
Lineage: Eukaryota; Metazoa; Arthropoda; Branchiopoda; Diplostraca; Daphniidae
Product: zinc finger matrin-type protein 5-like
Exons: 4
Coding region: 54-497 (147 amino acids)
Cellular component (GO): U12-type spliceosomal complex
Molecular function (GO): zinc ion binding
Source: RefSeq, a predicted model, not a curated record
UCUCCUUGUCUUGGUUUGAAUCGCACUUUUCUUCCAAAUUUACGGGUCUAAACAUGGGAAGACGAUAUUAUUGUGAUUACUGUGACGUUAGCUUUCCAGACAGUAAAGAAGGACGCAGAAAACACAAUGACGGUCUUGUCCAUCAAAAAAUGAAAGAUGCACACUUCAGGCAGUUUGCAGAUUCGCGGACAAGGCUAGCUCAAGAGCUUCAGAAAACCCCUUGCAGAAGAUUCUUACAGGGAAUCCCCUGUAGGUUUGGUGAUGAUUGCAGAUUUUCUCAUCUUUGGCCAUACGAAAUUGAGCAACUGCGGUAUUCAGCUCAAAUGGAAGAGAUGGCAUCUGUGAAACUUCCAAGCCAGCUGCAAAAAAAUGAACAACCAAUUGAAGAUUUCGUGAAAAGGAUUGAAAUGCUGGUCAAGGAAAAAGAAGCUGAAGCCACCAAAUCCAAUUUGCAGGCAUGGUCACAGUUUGAAAUCACGGAAAUGUCGUCCGUUUAAGGUGCGUGAUCCAUUUGACGACACGCAUAGAGAAAACUAAGACCAGAGGCGCCAAGCUCAAACCACUCGAUCUACUACUGCACGCUAAGACUAUACGUUGUCUCUUGUGUGCACUGUCGGUGUUGGCCUGUUUGGAAAAGAAAACUGCGAGAGAGACAAAUGAGGGCGUUUGGAAAAAAAAAAAAAAAAAAAAAAAAGAAGGGUGCUACAAGGAAAUCUGGUCGACGACCGCUUCAUAUCGAUCGAAACGAUGGAUAUUCCCCAUUUUGCUAGAACGCUGUCAAAAUGUAUAGAUGGAGCGUGCUGUAUGCGUGCGGAACAAAUGCAACCAUCAUUUAUUUAAAAAGGAUGUUUAUAAAAGAAUUGGACCGUCGGGUUUGUUUCGUGAUGGAUUGCACCGGCUCGUGAGUAUUUGAAUAAAUGCAUAUUUUUGUUUAAAUUUCGUUCCUUUUUCUCGCUCUAUCCACCGAGUUGAACAGGUGCCGAUCGAGUCCUUGGUGCACUGGCCACAUUCAAUGCCACUCGCAAUCAAAACGAUGAAUGAAUGGUACGCAAAAACACCCCGUCAACGUAUUUAUAGAAUGUAAAAGUACUCGUAAUAUGCACAUCGAUGUGCAUUGAAGACGUCCCAGGUCUGGAACGACACAAGCUCUAUUUUUUUAAAAGAAAACCUAUACGAAAUUCUUGAGAAAGAGAAACAGAGUGGAGAAGACUAGUACGCAACAGCAGCCGAGUCGUUUUUUAUAUGUGCCGUGUCCCAUUGUACCUUUGCUUGGCGUAUUGAUCGCAACCGCCACUCUAUCCAGCAGCUUUUCUUCUCUCUCUCUCUCCCUGUGUGUGUGUGUGUGUGUGUGUGUAGACUGCAUCAGAGUGUAUUAUAUAUCUCCUUGUAGUGAGUUGAGAUGGAGAGAGGCAAAGGCAACAUCACCCCCCGUAUGUAAGUAAUUAGCAAGUUGCAGCAUUUCUUUUUUCCUUUGUUUUUCAUUGUGGAAAGAAAAAGCAAGAAAUGGACGAGCAACAAGUAAAACGAUGCACAUCGUUUCUAUAUUAGAUCGAAAACGCGAUGCAAAACACAUCGCAUAAAAGAUCGAACGAAACGCGGAAGUUGAACGAAUAUCAAUCAUGGGA